This is a messenger RNA of Danaus plexippus (monarch butterfly), 3096 nucleotides long. Its product is annotated as aminopeptidase A-like. NCBI's taxonomy places the organism in Eukaryota, Metazoa, Arthropoda, Insecta, Lepidoptera, Nymphalidae. The coding region runs from base 155 to 2935 and encodes 926 amino acids. Gene Ontology annotation, molecular function: metalloaminopeptidase activity; peptide binding; zinc ion binding. The transcript is spliced from 18 exons. Gene Ontology annotation, cellular component: cytoplasm. The record is from RefSeq and is a predicted model, not a curated record. Gene Ontology annotation, biological process: proteolysis; peptide catabolic process.
UGGUAAUGAAAAUGAAAUUGUUCCGUAAGCUGUAACGUAACUCGAUUGCGUACUAAGUUCCUUCGCCAAUUUUAUCAACAUAGUUAACAGUAGUUUAAACGCUUUAAUACUGCGAUCACGUCUCAGCGGUAACAGUUUUGAGUGAAAGUGAUUUAUGAUGAUUUCCCCAAUAAUAAAAUGGAUUUGUAAUCAUAAACUUUUAGCAUUCUUGGGUGUAGCGACGUUUUGUUUUUUUGUAUCUACAGUUGUUCUUUCUGUACAAAACAGCAAAUUGAAAGAGUCCUCUCACAUUUCCUCCGAAAUGGAUAACCGAUAUAGGCUCCCAGAUUACAUAAAGCCUACAAAUUAUCAGUUAAAAUUGAGUCCAAACAUAGCACAAAAAACUUUUGAUGGGAUAGUUGCUAUCUCACUGUACAUUACAAAACCAACCAAGACAAUCACAUUACACACCAAAGAUUUGGAAAUAAAAUCAGUGGAUUUUAAAAACUAUUUUAAUCAAAGUAUAGAAGUGUCUUCUUCAAAUAUAAUAGAAAUCGCAGAGGUACUACAAGUCAAUCUACAGAAGGAAGUAGUGCCAAAUACGAAUUAUAAGCUAGAAAUAGAAUUCUCUGGCAGAUUAGACAAAGGAAUAGUUGGUUUUUAUUCGAGCACAAUGAGGAACCGAGAUACAAUGGUUGCUAGUAAGUUCCAGCCAACUUAUGCUCGACAAGCUUUCCCCUGUUUCGAUGAGCCAGAAUACAAAGCAACAUAUGACAUAACAUUAGUCAAACCCAAGGAGUACAUCGCCCUGUCUAAUAUGAAUGAAAUAUCAAGGUCCUUAGCGAAUUCUUCAGACUCCGAGGCAGUCACCUUUGCAACCAGUGUUCCGAUGUCGACAUACUUAGCAUGUUUUGUUGUUUGCAAUUUUGAUUAUAAGGAGGUCGAUGUUAAUGCAAACGGUAUCGGAAGUAACUUUAAAUUGCGAGCCUUUGCUCAGAAAGAUCAGACGCAUAAAAUAGAUUUCGCUCAUGACAUUGGGAAACGUGCCACAGAAUUUUAUAUCAAUUAUUAUGAAGUUCCCUUUCCACUUCCAAAGCUGGAUAUGAUUGCUAUUCCGGACUAUGUGUCUGGAGCAACGGAACAUUGGGGUCUGAUAACAUAUAGGGAAACAUCCUUUCUUAUCGACAAUGAUUUGGCGUCGUCAAGGAAUAAAUUAAGUGUUGCCAACACAGUUGCACAUGAAUUAGCUCAUAUGUGGUUUGGUAACUUAGUUACAAUGAAAUGGUGGGAUGAGGUUUGGUUGAAUGAAGGUUUUGCUUCAUACAUGCAAGUCAAAGCUUUAAAUGCUAUUGAACCUUCUUGGACAAUGUUGGAUCAGUUUUUAGUGAGGACCAUGCAUUCUGUGCUAGAUAUUGAUUCAAAAUUAUCAAGCCACCCCAUUGUGCAAACAGUUGAAACACCCGAUGAAAUAACAGCCAUCUUUGAUUCUAUCUCAUACAAUAAGGGAGCCUCGGUAUUAAGAAUGUUAGAAGGUUUUAUUGGUGAGGAGAAUUUCAGACUUGGUGUUUCGGAUUAUUUAAAGAAAUAUAAAUAUGGCAACACCAUCACACAAGACUUGCUUUCGUCGCUAGAACCAUAUUUUAGAAAAGAUAAUCCCACCCUCAGUCUAACUUACAUAAUGGACACUUGGACAAGACAGAUGGGUUACCCUCUGAUAAGUAUCAAAUCGGGUGAUAAGCCGAACACCUACAUCAUCCGUCAAGAACGAUUCCUCAUAGAUCCAGAGGCAAAAGACCCUGAACCAUCAAAAUAUAACUACCGUUGGCUCAUACCAAUUACAUACACCAGUGAUAAGGGUAGAAAUGAUAAUAUCACCUGGUUCCCUGACAACAGUGACUCGAUCCAGUUGACUUUAAAUGAUGGCGAAGAAUGGUUUAAAAUUAAUAACAAUCAAAUCGGUUACUACAGAGUCAACUAUGAAGAUAGCAUGUGGAUUAAAUUGGUAGAGCAACUGAAAAAUAAAUCCACUAAGCUAACAAUAUCAGACAGAUCUCAUCUCCUAAACGAUGUGUUCGCUUUGGCAGAAGCUCAAAUAGUGUCGUAUGAUGUGGCUUUAAACCUGUCUGCUUAUUUGGAUGUUGAAACUGAUUAUGUGCCUUGGGAGACGGCGAGCUCGAUAUUCUCCGAACUAUCAGACAGAUUACUAAACACCACCGCCCAUGAUCACCUCGAGGUAUAUAUACAAAAAAUAAUAAAACCACUGUAUGAUACAAGAUCAUGGGAGAGAAGUAACUUGACGGUUAUUGAAGGCUUACUCCGUACCAGAGUUCUCUCUCUGGCUACAAACUAUCAGCUACCCGAAGCGAACUCGAAGGUCCGCAGUUUAUUCUUGUCCUGGUUGAGUUCACCCAACGAAACUAAAAUAGAACCGGAUCUUAGAGACUUUGUUUACUAUCACGGGAUGAAAUCAGCGACGCAGGAAGAGUGGGAUAAAUUGUGGCAAAUAUAUGUGAACGAGGAAGACGUCCAAGAACUGUCCAAAUUGAGGAGUGCUUUAUCAGCGCCCAGAGAUGGAAAUAUAUUACAGAGAUAUCUCACAUUAGCGUGGGAUGAGAACAAUAUAAGGAGUCAAGACUACCUGACUGUGGUGCAACAGAUAAGUUCCAACCCAUCCGGAACAGAUCUCGUGUGGGAUUACGUUAGGAACAAUUGGACAAAAUUCGUUGAUAGAUUUACUUUGAACAGUCGCUACUUGGGCAAUCUUAUACCAGGCGUGACCGGAAGCUUUAAAACUGUUGAUAAACUUAAGGAGAUGGAGUCGUUCUUCGCUAAAUAUCCUGAUGCGGGCGCUGGAGAACUGUCCCGUCAACGAGCGCUGGAGAACGUCCGCGACAAUAUCCGCUGGACCAACAAACACAUGACAGUUGUGGCAAAUUGGCUCAAGAACAGAUUAUAACAACAUUUAAAUAUGGAAUACGUUAAUUUGUGGCGUGAAUUUUGAAUUUGGAACUUAAUGAUCCGUGGCGCCGGAAUGUAUGAAGAUGAUGUAAUUUGAAUUUAGAAUUCACGAGUGAUGUUUAUAUUAUAGUGGACUUUAAUAAAGUGUUGUUAAACAAA